Cryphonectria parasitica EP155 is the source of this 510-nucleotide messenger RNA. RefSeq names its product DUF1772-domain-containing protein. NCBI's taxonomy places the organism in Eukaryota, Fungi, Ascomycota, Sordariomycetes, Diaporthales, Cryphonectriaceae. The record is from RefSeq and is a predicted model, not a curated record. The transcript has 2 exons. Bases 1 to 510 code for a protein of 169 amino acids.
AUGUCUGGCCUCCCUACAGCAACCACCAUCGCUGCCACGGUGGGCAUUCUAGGAGCAGCAUGGAACUCAGGCGGCCAAGCCAUGCUCUCUAUCCUCGCCGUCCCUGGCCUCCUAUCGUUCUCCACCUCCUCUACCACCAGCCCCAUCAGCACACAGGCCCUUGCACAGCAGUGGGCAGGCAUCUACAACAGAGGCAAAGUCCUCGGCCCCCAAGCCGCCGCGCUCUCGCUGCUAGGCUACGGCUACCUCGCCUACGCGCAGCACAGGUCACGCGGCAGCGGCUGGCAGCUGUUCGUGGGCGCGGCGGCGCUCACCGUGGGUAUCGUGCCGUUCACCUUGGUCUUUAUGGAUGCGACGAACCAGGUGCUGCUUGAGGUCGCCAGUGGUGCGGCCACGGUGGGAAGUGAGGCACUUGAGGGGUUAUUGUUGCGGUGGAAGGACCUGAACUUGGUGAGGUCGUUCUUCCCGCUGGCUGGUGCAGUGGUUGGACUCUGGGGCUUGUUGGGGUGA